AUGUCUCUCUCGACCGUCUUCUACGAGCCUUUCUACUCCCUCGCCGACUUUAACCGCCUCUUCGACGAGGCUUUCACGCGCACCUCGGGCGACACCUCCCGCCAGAUGCAGCGGCCCCAGAGCGGCCCCAAGGUCCUCAGACCGAGGAUGGACGUCCACGAGGACGCCAAAAAUAAUACCGUGACAGCGACGUUCGAGCUGCCGGGUCUGACGAAGGAGAACGUCUCCAUUGACGUCCACAACGGCGUCCUCACCAUCUCCGGUGAGGCCAAAAUCUCCGGCGAGCACGAGGAGGCUGGCUACGCCGUGCGCGAGCGCCGCUACGGCCGCUUCUCGCGUGCGCUGCCCGUUCCCGAGGGCAUCAAGAGCGAGGAAAUCAGGGCGUCGAUGGAGAAUGGCGUCUUGACCGUCAAGUUCCCGAAGACGACGCCUGUGUCGGCGUCGCAGAAGAUCGCUAUCGCUUAG
Molecule: messenger RNA, 465 nt
Organism: Sparassis crispa
Lineage: Eukaryota; Fungi; Basidiomycota; Agaricomycetes; Polyporales; Sparassidaceae
Product: Heat shock protein
Exons: 3
Coding region: 1-465 (154 amino acids)
Biological process (GO): response to hydrogen peroxide; response to salt stress; response to heat
Source: RefSeq, a predicted model, not a curated record